Molecule: messenger RNA, 1270 nt
Organism: Symsagittifera roscoffensis
Lineage: Eukaryota; Metazoa; Xenacoelomorpha; Acoela; Convolutidae
Product: large ribosomal subunit protein mL37-like
Exons: 2
Coding region: 29-1258 (409 amino acids)
Cellular component (GO): mitochondrion
Source: RefSeq, a predicted model, not a curated record
AUGAUCAAUCCAUUCUUGUUUAAGAAAAAUGAAAAGCUUGCGGCGACUUGUAACUAAUACGACUACAAGAUAUUCACAAAGAAAUAUGUGCUCUAAUGCGCAACAUGAAAAUCCAAUACUUAACUAUGAGUUUUAUCUACGUCUUGAAAAGCAUAAAAAUGAAGAUGCACAUCGAAGUUCGUCUGGAACCCCUAUAGAUCCACGCAGUGCAUUGCAAAACGAAUUGCACGAGCAGAACAUUAAACGCUGGGUUUAUGAUGCCAAUACCAAGAUCUCAAUUGGAUGGAAGCAACUUGAGUGGAUACUGAAAAGUCAAAUAAUGUGUGGUUCUUAUUCGCCUGUUGUCAAUAGAGUCUCUGAGGAGUUUCUUGGAGAAACUACAGGAAACAACAUAAAAGAAUUUUUAAGCGAGUGUUAUGUUUUUGAUUGUAAAGAAUACGAGAGGAGCAUAAAAGUGCCGGCCGAUCCAGACGACAGGUGGAACCCGUACUCAAAAAAAAUGUUUCUGGAUUAUCCUGGUGAACAAAGACUAACGCGAAAUAUGUUCACAUCUGUGUUGAAAAAUGCAUUGAAUCUUUCUCGCGUCAUAUCAGCUGAAGCUUCUUGUCGGACGUUCACUUCGUUUGACUCACCAAUUCAAACUAUGUACGAUAGAGGAAAUAUGAAUUCGAUUCUUCUACGACAAGAUAACUGUCUAAAUUUCAUGUCCUCGAAAUGUCUUCCUCUAAUCAGCAACAAAGAGGAAGUGAAAUCAACAGAAAAUUACAAAUUUGAUGAUUUCUAUCCUCUAAACCCGCUUUUGGAUUUCAAAUUUACUGAUUUGUACAACGAUUACGAGUCGUUCGGCGUCGCAAGCAAAGAGUCGAAAGAUGAAUUCUUCCCUCAUACUAGCUUUUUACCGGCAGUCACAGCAAAAAGCGACAGAAUGCAGUACGCGGUUUGUUUUAUCGCUUUUUCAAACGCUCUAACGAAAGCCAGACAUCUGUAUGGUUCAGAAGAGUUAGAUUUGGAAACGCCUAUUGUGGCACAGUGUGUUGGUAGUACAGGGUUUGAUCUUCAUUUUGCGACUUGUCAAUUAAACACUACCCGAUUUGGAGAUGACGAAGGCGUGAAAAAUAUGAUUUGGGUUCAGCCUAAUAUUUCUUUUUACAAAUCGGUGAGAAGGGAGUUUGAUUUGCUCGUUGAUGGCUAUAACGCAUCGGCUGGUUUGACGUUAAUGGCACAUGUUAUGAAUGGCUUAGUUAAUGAUGUAAAUUGACAUUUUGAGUUA